Fimicolochytrium jonesii is the source of this 1242-nucleotide messenger RNA. RefSeq lists its product as uncharacterized. The transcript is spliced from 6 exons. Gene Ontology annotation, molecular function: aminoacyl-tRNA deacylase activity. Bases 88 to 900 code for a protein of 270 amino acids. The record is from RefSeq and is a predicted model, not a curated record. Lineage: Eukaryota; Fungi; Chytridiomycota; Chytridiomycetes; Spizellomycetales; Powellomycetaceae.
ACCGGAGAGAGACUGAGAGCGAGACACGCGCGCUGACGACUCCUGGCGAGGCUGGCAUCUAAUACUACUUGCUUGCUUCGACGUCCCAUGUUGCUUUUUCCCACGGCGACCAGCAGCCCCCCAGGCAAUGAUGCCUACCGCAGAAGACACCCACCACAACGACCCACCGACGACGGAGGAAGGUCUCCCUCAACCACCACCGCAGCAAGGAGAAACCGACGCCACACCCCCCGCAUCCACACCCAGCCCAUCCCUCGACACAACAACCAACCGCCAGACCCACCUGCAGCUUCCACGCACCGAAACACUUCCACCAGACGCUCCCGCCGGCGUCCUGCGCAAGCAGGAUUAAAAGCGCUGAAUUUACGCGACGUCGCCCGAUUCGUACAUGUCGAAAGCGAUUAUUAUGACUGGCCUUUGGAGAAGCGGGCCACCCGCCUCGCAGCACCCUCCCCCUCCCACCUCUGCAAAACAAUCCUAUUCGAAAACACGAAAUACAAACCGGUCGACGGUGUAAACGAGCUGAACCCGCUUUAUUCGCGGUUUUAUGCCGUGUGUGUACAAUAUACGGAUAAAUUGAAUGCGCAGAGAUUGGGGAAUUUCGUGAAGGGGUUGAGUGGGGGGUUGAAUAAGGGCCGCGAACAACCCCGCAAAAACUUCAACAUGCGCGUCGCCUCCGAGUCCAGCAACGAGGCCUUGACCGGGUUCGAAAAGGGCGGCGUGUGUCCAUUCGGGAUGCUGCAAAGGGUGCCGAUCAUCCUUACGGAGAAUAUCACUAAAUUGGAUCCACCCAUCAUGUUCCUCGGCGCCGGGCAUAUCGACUGGAAAGUCGGACUACCUGUCGACACAUUCCUAGACCGACAACAUGACCCUAAAUGCUUUGUUGCCGAUCUGUCCUAGGAGAGGACACAUGCCCCCCUGCUUGAUUUCCGAUCUUUUGAGUGACAUUGGUUGGUCUGGUGAGACGGGUGCGGGAGGGUGUGGUAUGGACAUCAUUACACAUCCUGAGAUAUGAACGAACUCGUAUCGGGUCAAGGGGGUCCGAGCGACGAUGGAUGGAGGACGCAGUGACAUCCGCCUGACGAGAUCGUUACCUCUCAAUCACGUUCCGUCCUCGACUCAACACACCGACGGUCAAACACCCAGAUCUCGCUUCACAGCCAUUCCGCAGACACAUAGGCGUAUUAUAUCCGUCCCCCAAUGGGAAAGAUGCAACCGUGCUAGACUUGGCUCUUCCAUUUC